AUGGCAGAAGGGGUUCUCUUCAAGAUUGCUGAGGGAAUGAUUGGGAGUUUGGGCUCCUUGGCUUUCCAAGAGAUCAAACUCUUGUGGGGUGACAAAGAUGAGCUGAGCAAGCUCAUGAGCACGGUUUCAACAAUCAAAGCUGUGCUCUUGGAUGCGGUGCUCUUGGAUGCGGAGGAGCAGCAGCCUGGAAACCACGCUGUUGGAGAAUGGCUCAUCAAACUAAAUGAUGCCAUUUAUGAUGCAGAUGACUUGUUCGAUGAUUUGUCUACUGAAGCCCUGUUGCGAGAGAAAGAGCUACGCAUACGCAUGUUCUUUUCCAAAUCAAACCAGCUUGUCUAUGACCUUAAAAUGGGCCAUAAGAUUAAGGCGAUUAGAGAGACUGAGAGAGAGAGUGUGAUAGGAACUAGGAAGGCAAUUAUAGAACGUCUAAUGGAGUCCAACUCUGGAGAGAAUGUUUCAAUCCUUCCGAUUGUUGGUAUUGGUGGAUUAGGAAAGACUGCACUAGCUCAACUCAUAUUCGGCGAUGAGAAAAUUGAAAAGCAUUUUCAGCUAAAGAUGUGGGGUUUAGAUGAAGUCGCGUCGUGGUCAUUGUUUAAGCACAUGGCAUUUGAGAAAGGCCAAGAGCCGGAGAAUUCCAGCAUUGUGACAAUUGGAAAGGAGAUUGUAGAAAAAAAUGAUAUCAAGAAGUUGCCCGAGUCUAUAACCGGGUUGCAAAAUUUGCAAAUGCAAAGGCUAUCCUUCUGUUUCAGUCUUGAAGAAUUGCUGAGAGAUAUUAGCAAAUUAGUCAACCUCAGGCAUCUUGAGAUUGAUGAGUGUAAAGCUUUGACUUAUGCCAUGUAG
Corylus avellana is the source of this 840-nucleotide messenger RNA. Lineage: Eukaryota; Viridiplantae; Streptophyta; Magnoliopsida; Fagales; Betulaceae. The record is from RefSeq and is a predicted model, not a curated record.